Aspergillus pseudonomiae is the source of this 2327-nucleotide messenger RNA. Its product is annotated as aldehyde dehydrogenase family protein. Bases 716 to 2209 code for a protein of 497 amino acids. NCBI's taxonomy places the organism in Eukaryota, Fungi, Ascomycota, Eurotiomycetes, Eurotiales, Aspergillaceae. Gene Ontology annotation, molecular function: aldehyde dehydrogenase (NAD+) activity. The record is from RefSeq and is a predicted model, not a curated record. The transcript has 2 exons.
GGAGAGCGGAAGUACUCCUGGUGCGUCAGAGCUGGUGGGAAUCCAUGGACUGGGAGGGUCAGACUAACACGAAGACGUUGUAUCAAAACGGAUAGGGUGCCAAAUUUCCAGAGACCGGAAGUGGACCGGCCAGGCCGGGGAUAAGCGCUGACUGGCCUGAGGAACCCCGCACGAUCGUCUGGAAAGACAGCUACGGUGGGGUACCGGUGGAUCCCCUAUCAUCAAUACAGCCUCGGGCCCUGGCCCCUCAGCCAACCGGGGCCCGGGAUGACAGUGGGAUUACUGAGCCUGACCGGUAAAAUUACGGGCCUCGCUAACUUAGGAAGUGAUGGACCGUACAGGCUUCCCCUCCUUCUUCGGUGUUAUCACUGAGCUUCUCCAGUCAACGGUCGAUGAUUCCCCCUCCUUGCUUUGUUUUUUGGGUAAGUUUAGUUCUUUUUGUGAUUUUCUUUUUAUUUUCAUUUCUAAUCAAUUCAUUUCUUAUUUUUCUUUUUUGUUUCCGCUUCCCACCUUUUCCCCUCCUGACCCCCCCCAUUCGGUCCUGUCCAUUCGCCAUACAAUUGAAAGGUAUUAAUACCGUGGGAUCUCCCCCUCCUUUGCCUGACACCGUUGUUUCUUCUCCUCAUCUCCCCUCCUCUAAACACCUCUCUCUAUACCAACACCCCACUCCUUCCAGUGAUACCCCCUUUCUCGUUUCUUCAUCUCCUCCCUCACCAUGGCCGACCUUUUCACCACCAUCGAGACCCCUUCGGGCAAAUACGAGCAACCCUUGGGCCUGUUCAUCAACAAUGAGUUCGUCAAGGCCAAGAGUGGCCGCACGUUCGAGACCAUCAACCCCACCAACGAGAAGCCAAUUGUAGCCGUCCAGGAGGCGGACGAGAAUGAUGUCGAAGAUGCCGUCAAGGCUGCCCGUGCUGCCUUCGAGGGCGAUUGGAGGAAGGUGACUCCCUCGGAACGUGGCCGCCUGCUCACCAAGCUGGCCGACCUCUUCGAGCGUGAUAUCGACAUCCUGGCUGCUAUCGAAUCCCUUGACAACGGCAAGGCCUUCACCAUGGCUAAGGGUGACGUUGGCGCCGCCGCCGGCUGCCUUCGCUACUACGGUGGCUGGGCUGAUAAGAUUCACGGCCAAACCAUUGAUACCAACCCAGAGUCUCUUACCUACACCCGCCACGAGCCCAUUGGUGUCUGUGGUCAGAUCAUCCCUUGGAACUUCCCUCUUCUGAUGUGGUCCUGGAAGAUUGGACCUGCCGUCGCUGCCGGUAACGUCGUCGUCCUCAAGACCGCUGAGCAGACUCCCCUGUCUGGUCUCUAUGCCGCCAAGCUCAUCAAGGAAGCUGGCUUCCCUGCUGGUGUCGUUAACAUCAUCUCUGGUUUCGGCCGUGUUGCCGGUGCUGCCAUCUCCAGCCACAUGGAUAUUGAUAAGAUUGCCUUCACUGGUUCGACUCUGGUUGGUCGUAUGAUUCUCCAGGCCGCCGCCAAGAGCAACCUGAAGAAGGUCACUCUGGAGUUGGGUGGCAAGUCCCCUAACAUUGUCUUCGACGAUGCCGACAUCGACAACGCCAUCUCUUGGUCCAACUUCGGUAUCUUCUUCAACCACGGCCAGUGCUGCUGCGCUGGUUCCCGUAUCCUGGUCCAGGAGGGCAUCCACGACAAGUUCGUUGCCCGCUUCAAGGAGCGCGCCGCUGCCAACAAGCUCGGCAACCCCUUCACGGCCGACACCUUCCAGGGCCCUCAGGUCUCGCAGCUGCAGUUCGACCGCAUCAUGGAGUACAUCGACCACGGCAAGAAGGAGGGUGCUACCGUUGCCACCGGUGGUGAGCGUCACGGAACCGAGGGUUACUUCAUCCAGCCUACCGUCUUCACCGAUGUCCACAGCGACAUGAAGAUUGCCAAGGAGGAGAUCUUCGGCCCCGUCGUCACCGUGCAGAAGUUCAAGGAUGAGGAGGAGGCCAUCAAGAUCGGUAACAGCACCUCGUACGGUCUUGCCGCUGCCGUCCACACCAAGAACGUCAACACUGCCAUCCGCGUCUCCAACGCCCUCCGGGCCGGAACCGUCUGGAUCAACAACUACAACAUGAUCAACUACCAGGCUCCCUUCGGUGGCUUCAAGGAGUCGGGUAUUGGCCGUGAACUGGGCUCCUACGCCCUCGAGAACUACACCCAGGUCAAGACUGUGCACUACCGCCUGGGCGACGCUCUCUUUGCUUAAAUGAAAUUUAUGAUGAAAUAAUGAAAUAUUUUACCCGUUCCAUUUUGGCGAUGGCUUUGAUCUUUUGUCAUUCCAUGUAAACAUAGGAUAUGAAUUCACGAUGAAAUUGUGACUCCCU